GAACCUUUAUACAACCACCCAUCUGUUCAAGCGCCAUUUGGCGCAGUACUUCUGCCCGAUGACCGCAUCCCAGCAGCUUACAGUUGCUGAAAUCGGUGUGUUCCACGGUCAUUCAACUGCGGUGCUCGCAGCUGUUUUCCACCAAGUGAUUGCGGUGGACGUUGAAGAAUCGUACCUGCGACUAGCUUCUCUUCAAACAAACGGAUCGAGAAAUGUCGUGUUCUUGACGGGUGACUCCGGUGCGGACCGUUGGCACGCCUUCCGUUCCAACCGGAUUGAUGCAGUCGUCAUUGACGCGGACCAUCGCUAUGAGUCGGUUCUCGCGGACAUAUCCAAUGCGUUGAGCGUGAAAACCGUGAAGCACUUUGCCUUCCACGACUAUCAAGCCGCCGGCGUGAGGCAGGCCAUUGCGGAGUUCGAAGAGAGGGGAGCGCUGGUGAACUGCCAGGCAAUCGGUUCGGGAUGGGACGGCUCUGCUUGGUACGACGGUUGGAACGCCGAAACCGAGACAAAGGUGUCCGAGGGCCGGCUCUGCCGGCGCGGGAAGCUGGGUAACCUGGCACCCUCUUUUGUCAACAAGACCUUCUACGUCUAUCA
Messenger RNA from Symbiodinium necroappetens, 597 nucleotides. Lineage: Eukaryota; Dinophyceae; Suessiales; Symbiodiniaceae. The record is from the annotation of a GenBank genome assembly.